Rhea pennata is the source of this 3079-nucleotide messenger RNA. RefSeq names its product ral guanine nucleotide dissociation stimulator like 2 (gene RGL2). Gene Ontology annotation, molecular function: guanyl-nucleotide exchange factor activity. Gene Ontology annotation, biological process: positive regulation of GTPase activity; Ras protein signal transduction. Gene Ontology annotation, cellular component: plasma membrane. The coding region runs from base 851 to 3016 and encodes 721 amino acids. The transcript has 17 exons. Lineage: Eukaryota; Metazoa; Chordata; Aves; Rheiformes; Rheidae. The record is from RefSeq and is a predicted model, not a curated record.
UCCGCACCGGCCCCGGGCGCUGCGGGGGCCCAGGAGUCCGGGCGCGAGGGGGGCACCGAGGCGACCCCGACCCAGGGCUAAUCCUGCCGUGGGGCCGAGGCCACCGUGCGGCCGAUCCUGCCGUGGGGCCGAUCCUGCUGUGGGGCUGAUCCUGCUGUGGGACCCAUCGCGCCGUGGGGCCGAGGCCGCCGUGGGGCCGAUCCCGCCGUGGGGCUGAUCCUGCCGUGGGCCCCGUCGCACCAUGGGGCCGAUCCUGCCAUGGAUCUGAUCCUGCCGUGGGACCGAUCCUGCCGUGGGACCCAUUGCGCCGUGGGACCAAUCCUGCUGUGGGGCCAAUCCUGCCGUGGGGCUGAUCCCGGUGUGGGACCCAUCCUGCCGUGGGGCCGAUCCCACCGUGGGGCCGAGGCCGCCGUGGGGCUGAGCCCACCGUGGGACCCAUCGCGCCGUGGUGCUGAUCCCACUGUGGGACCCAUCGCGCCGUGGGGCCGAUCCCGCCGUGGGGCCGAGCCCACCGUGGGACCCAUCGCGCCGUGGGGCCGAGGCCGCCGUGGGGCCGAGCCCACCGUGGGACCCAUCGCACCGUGGUGCUGAUCCCACUGUGGGACCCAUCGCGCCGUGGGGCCGAGGCCGCCGUGGGGCCGAGGCUACCGUGGGACCCAUCGCGCCGUGGGGCCGAGCCCGCCGUGGGGCCGAGGCCGCCGUGGGACCCAUCGUGCCGUGGGGCUGAUCCCACCGUGGGACCCAUCGUGCCGUGGGGCUGAGCCCGCCGUGGGGCCGAGGCCGCCGUGGGACCCAUCGCGCCGUGGGACCCAUCGCGCCGUGGGGCCGAGGCCGCCGUGGGGCCGGGCCCAUGGUGCCGCGGGCGCUGCGGGCGCUGCUGGCGGGCGCCGGGCCGGAGCCGGAGCCGGAGCUGGAGCCGGGCCGGGAGGCGCCGGUGGUGCUGAGCGGCUUCGGCCCCCGGCGCCCCGAGGCCCCGCCGGACACGGAGCAGCAGCAGGAUGAGGAGGAGGAGGAAGAGGAGGAAGCAGAGGCGCCGGGGGGGGGCGCGGUGUUCGGGCGCCCCCCGCCCGCCGCCCGGGCCGGGGCCCCCCCCGGGGGGCGCCGCCUGCGCGCAGCCCCCCUGCGCCGCCUCGCGCGGCACCUGCUCGAGGCGCCGGCCGGCGGCGACGGCGCCUUCGUGCCCGCGUUCCUGGCCACGUACCGCGCCUUCGCCCGGCCCGCCGACGUCCUGGGGCUGCUGCUCGAGCGCCUGGACGAGGCGGCGGCGGCGGCGGAGGCGGCCGAGGUGCAGGGGGCCCUCUCGGCGCUGCUCUGCUCCUGGCUCCGGGGUUACCCCGAGGAUUUCGGGGCACCCUUGGGUGCCCCGCUGGCGCGGCGGCUGGCGGCGGCGCUGGCGCCCGGCUCGGAGGCGGCGCGGCGCCUCGAGGCCGCCCGGGCGGCGCCGGGGGACGGCGGCGGUGACAGCGGUGACGGUGACGGCGGUGACGGUGACGGCGGUGACGGUGACAGUGACGGUGACGGGGGUGACGGGGGUGACGGUGACGGGGGCGCGGAGCCCCUCGACAUCCUCCUCUUCCGGGCGCGCGAGGUGGCCGAGGAGCUGACGCGGGCGGAGGCGGAGCUCUUCCUGCGCCUGGUGCCCUACGAGUGCCUGGGCUCGCUGUGGUCGCAGCGGGCCAAGAAGGGCCGCGAGGGCGCCUGCCCCACGGUGCGGGCCACCGUGCGCCAAUUCAACCGCCUGGCGGGUGCCGUGGUGCGCUCGUGCCUGGCCGGGCCGGCCCUGCGGCCCCCCCAGCGCGCCCGCCUCCUCGAGAAGUGGAUCCGCGUGGCCGAGGAGUGCCGGGCUCUGCGCAACUUCUCCUCGCUCCACGCCAUCGUCUCGGCGCUGCGGUCGAGCCCCGUGCACCGUCUCCGGCGCGCCUGGCACGAGACCGCCCGGGAAGCCCAGCGCAGCUACGAGGAGCUCAGCACCAUCUGCUCCGAGCAGGAUAACUACAGCGCCAGCCGCCGGCUGCUCUUCCAGGAGACCCCCCCGCAGCCGUCGGGCGCCGAGAGCACCCCGCGGAGGCAGCCGCGCCGGCCCCCCGAGCAGCGCCCCGUGGGCGUCGUGCCCUAUCUGGGCACCUUCCUGCGCGACCUGGUGAUGCUGGACGCCGCCAUGAAGGACGAGCUGGAGAACGGCUACAUCAACUUCGAGAAGCGGCGCAAGGAGUUCGAGGUGCUGGCGCAGGUCGGGCUCCUGCAGUCCGUGUGCCGCGGGUACCGCCUGCGGCCGCAGCCCCGCGUCCGCCGCUGGCUCCGCGCCCUGCGGCCCCUCUCCGACGCCCAGAGCCACAGCCUCUCCUGCGAGAUCGAGCCGCCGGAGGAGCCGCCGCCGGCGCCGCGUCCCCCGAAACCCACCCUCGUCGUCACGCGUUGCACGGAGCCCCCCGACUCCGCCGAGACCCCGCCGGGCGCCGAGCAGCUCCUCUCCCACCCGGCUCAGCACGUCAAGUGGCCGUCGACGUCGGCGCUGGACGAGGCGGCCGGCGCGGCGCCGUCGUCCCCGUCGCCGUCGUCGCCGUCACCCGCCGGCGUUUCGGCCCGGGGCCACCGGCGCUCGGCGUCGUGCGGCUCGGCCGCCGCGCCGCCCUCCGACUGCCGCAUCAUCCGGGUGCGCGCGGAGCGGCGCGACGGCAGCCUCUACAAGAGCAUUUUGGUCACCAGCCAGGAGAAGACGCCGGCGGUGGUGGCCAAAGCGUUGGAGAAACACGGGCAGGACGGCGCGGCGGCCUCGCGCUUCCAGCUGGUGCAGCUGCUGCCGGAAGGCCGAGAGCUCCCGCUGCCGCCUUCCGCCAACGUCUUCUACGCCAUGAACGGCGCCAGCUUGGAUUUCGCCCUCCGGCCCCGGCGGCAACCGCCGGCCGCCGCCGCCGGCACCGCCGCCGGCCGCCCAGCUCGAGCCGCCGCCGAGCUCAGCGCCACCUUCCCCAAAAUCAAAGCCACCGGGCGCAAGAUCACCCGGGCCCUCUUCUGAACCGGCGCGGCCGACGGCCUCGCCGCGGCAACACUACCGCAAUAAAAGACACUACCAGGUGGU